Brassica napus (rape) is the source of this 1068-nucleotide messenger RNA. RefSeq lists its product as uncharacterized. The transcript has a single exon. Bases 1 to 1068 code for a protein of 355 amino acids. Lineage: Eukaryota; Viridiplantae; Streptophyta; Magnoliopsida; Brassicales; Brassicaceae. The record is from RefSeq and is a predicted model, not a curated record.
AUGAAAUAUGAAGGAGGACUGGGAUUGAGACCGCUAAAGGAGGUGAAUCAAGUUAGCUGUCUCAAACUCAUUUGGAGAAUUCUAUCGACUCACUCGCUUUGGGUGAAUUGGAUCAAGGUCUAUCUUAUUAGAAAAGGCUCACUUUGGAUGAUUAAGGAUAAUACACAGAGUGGGUCUUGGAUGUGGAGGAAAAUUCUCAAGAGUAGAGAGAUGGCGAAGCAUUUCUACAAAGUGGAGGUGGGAAAUGGUCGAGGAACUUCUUUUUGGUAUGAAAUGUGGAACCCAAUGGGUCGUUUGAAGGAAGUGGCAGGGGAGGGCAGUCAUAUAGACAUGGGUAUCUUGAUGAAUGCAAAAGUAGAGGAUUGCUUAAAUCACAGGAAGAGGCAUCAUCGAAUACAAAUACUCAACAGAAUAGAGAUGGAGAUAGAGAAGUUCAAAGAUAAUAGUAAUGAGGAAGCGGAUAUUCCUCUAUGGAAGAAUGAGAAGGGUAAGUACAAAAGGAAAUUCUCUACAAAAAGUACUUGGCUUAGUAUUAGAGAAAAACAUCAGCCUUGUUACUGGCAUCAAGCGAUUUGGUUCAAACAUGCAACCCCAAAGUUCUCAGUUGUUACUUGGAUAGCUAUACGGGGGAGACUAGCAACGGGUGAUAGAAUGAGAAACUGGAAUGGUGCUGCUGAUAUUUCCUGUGUCUUAUGUCGAGAGCCUUUGGAGACAUUAUAUCACCUCUUUUUUGAGUGUCCUUACUCAGCUCAAGUGUGGGAGGCAUUAACGAAAGGCAUUCUUCAUGAUCAGUAUACUGUUGAUUGGGAAAGGAUCAUUAGAAUGCUUGUGGAGAGUCCAAAUUGGAGCAGAUUGCAGAUGUUCACAAUGAGAUAUGUUCUGCAGGCAACGGUUCAUACUAUUUGGAGAGAGCGCAAUAGGCGAAGGCAUGGAGAAGAUGCAGUGCCUGCAGAAGUUAUGAUAAGGAGGUUGGAUAAGAAUGUGAGAAAUCAGUUCACUGUGGUUCAAAGAAGAGGAGACAAGGAAUAUAGAGAAGGGAUGUCUUUUUGGUUUGGUACUAGAGGAUAG